Messenger RNA from Capsella rubella, 1426 nucleotides. RefSeq names its product 2,3-bisphosphoglycerate-dependent phosphoglycerate mutase. NCBI's taxonomy places the organism in Eukaryota, Viridiplantae, Streptophyta, Magnoliopsida, Brassicales, Brassicaceae. The transcript is spliced from 8 exons. Gene Ontology annotation, biological process: glycolytic process. The coding region runs from base 178 to 1245 and encodes 355 amino acids. Gene Ontology annotation, molecular function: intramolecular phosphotransferase activity. The record is from RefSeq and is a predicted model, not a curated record.
AAGCACUUGUUUUCUGGGUCUUUACUAGGCUCUGUUCUUGAGUUUUUUUUUUAAAAGUCAUUUGCAGCACUUAAUUGUGCUUUGCUUCUUCCUAAUUGGAUCUCUAUGUAAUUAAGUUUUCGUUAAUUGCUAUUAUUAGUGUUUUGUCGUGAUCACUCAAGAGUUACUUCUCAAGAAAUGGCUACGGCUACGUCUCACCAAUCAAUCGUUUCAUUUGCUUCACACCGAUCAUUUUCUUCUUCUUCUUCCACGAUCUCUCAAUGUUUGUUGCGUGAGCCUUUCUUGAAUCUGCCAAUCUCUAAAGGGUUCAAGAUCGAUUCUUCACUGAGUUGUAAUAUUACCUCAAAAAGGAGAAACUUUUGCAAAGUUGAAGCAAUGGCGUCUCAGACUGAGACAUCUGUUUCUUAUGACAACACUCUCUUGUCUCCUUCCAAGAACAUACCUGACAUUUCCCAGAAAAAAACAAAUGAAGCAGCUUUGAUAUUGAUAAGGCAUGGAGAAUCUUUGUGGAAUGAGAAGAAUCUUUUCACGGGUUGUGUUGAUGUGCCAUUGACGGAGAAAGGUGUUGAAGAGGCCAUUGAAGCAGGGAAGAGGAUUAGUAACAUACCUGUUGAUGUUAUCUUUACAUCUUCUCUUAUCCGUGCUCAGAUGACUGCUAUGCUUGCUAUGAUUCAGCACCGACGCAAGAAGGUUCCGAUCAUCUUGCACGAUGAAAGCGAACAGGCCAAAACUUGGAGUCAAGUUUUCAGUGAUGAAACUAAAAGCCAAUCCAUUCCUGUCAUACCCACCUGGCAGCUCAAUGAAAGAAUGUAUGGAGAAUUGCAAGGUCUUAACAAGCAAGAAACUGCAGAAAGAUACGGGAAGCAGCAAGUUCACGAAUGGCGUAGGAGUUAUGAUAUCCCUCCUCCCAAGGGCGAGAGCUUGGAGAUGUGUGCUGAGAGAGCAGUAGCUUAUUUUCAGGACAAUAUUGAACCGAAGCUUGCAGCUGGAAAGAACGUAAUGAUAGCUGCUCAUGGGAACUCUCUGCGGUCUAUCAUAAUGUAUCUUGACAAGUUGACUUGCCAAGAGGUAAUAAGUCUAGAGCUAUCAACCGGUAUACCUCUUCUCUACAUAUUCAAAGAAGGCAAAUUCAUGAAACGGGGAAGCCCUGUUGGUCCAACAGAAGCUGGUGUCUAUGCUUAUACCAAGAGAUUGGCUCAAUACAGACAGAAGCUAGAGGAGGACAGUGAAGUAUUAUGUUCCUGAAGUAAACAAGAAAGAUUGGUUCUCCCACUCUCCCUCAAGCUUAGGACCUUAGAAGCGUUUACAAAGCAUAUAUAACUUCUGAUUUUGUUCUCUGUGUCUGGUUCUUUUUUAUUUACAUGUGCCAUAUCCACUGUUACCUGAAGGGAUAAUGUUCAAAAUCAACACCGCUUCCUUCUUUCAA